Messenger RNA from Anneissia japonica, 5964 nucleotides. RefSeq names its product FAST kinase domain-containing protein 1, mitochondrial-like. Gene Ontology annotation, molecular function: RNA binding. Lineage: Eukaryota; Metazoa; Echinodermata; Crinoidea; Comatulida; Comatulidae. The transcript has 7 exons. Gene Ontology annotation, cellular component: ribonucleoprotein granule; mitochondrial matrix. Gene Ontology annotation, biological process: mitochondrial RNA processing; regulation of mitochondrial mRNA stability. The coding region runs from base 177 to 3011 and encodes 944 amino acids. The record is from RefSeq and is a predicted model, not a curated record.
CCACUUUUCUGCUCAGCGGCUCAGCAGCUGCUGAGGACGAAUGACCAUUAAAGCAUGUACUUACUUACAAGGUGGGAUUGCAUUUUGAAUUUAGAUUAUAUUUGAAUCAAAUGUAAUAUAUUAUGCGCUCUGAUCAUUUUAAUAAGAGAGGAACAAGAUAAAACAACAGAUAAAAUAUGUUGUGUUGUAAGAGAGUCAGCUUCUAUUGCUACCGAUGUGCACUGUGGAAUCCAAGACAUCAACAAACAAUUCAUAGGAAAAUCAAACAUUUAGCAGUAAAAAACUUACGAAGCUCCCAAACAUUUAGUCAACAAAAGCUAACCUCUUUUGGUUUGCCUACUAAAAAGCCUUUAUUGAACACUUUCAAACUAGGAUCAAGAAGAUUUGUACCAUGGGGAAUGUUGGCUUCAUACUCAGAUCAAAUUAUAGAGGAGGUCAGCACUAGUGAAUCCUUAGAAGAUAUUUUGAAUGUUGCUGAAAAAAGGAGAUCUUCAAUGAGAUCUGUACAUAUUGCUGAAGUGUUCUUGCAGCUGAGUAAGAUAAUAGAAUUGAAUACUGGUCAGCAGCCUCAUGAUCUAGUUCAGAAUAAGGAUUUUGUUAAUCUUUGCAUCUUAGCAGAAAAUCUUGUCUCGGAAAUGAGUAAUACUGAGUUAAUUACUAUAUUAAAUAGCCUGCUGGUAUUAUGUGCAGAUCAGGGGUUGAGCCUUGCCAAUGUUGUUCAGUCGGAGUGCCAUCAUCGUCUGCAUUCAUUCAACUAUACUCAGUUAUCUUAUGUAGCAGUUUGGUUCCAUAAACGGAAGCAGAUCAGGAAUCAUACAAUGGGAAAGAUUGCCGACAUUUUCCAAAAAGAGCUGCACAAAAUUGAAGACUUUGAGUCCUUCGCACGUCUGAUAGUAGCUGUUAUGCCAAUUUGCACUAAAACCUUUGAGAAAGAAGUCUUGGACAGAGCCUGGUGUCUUUUAGAAGAAACAGAUCCUAAGAAGGUACCUGUUGAGUCUGUUAGGUUCAUUCUGCAAGCACUAGUGAUCAUCAGGAACUGUCAUACAAGGAUACUAAAACACUGUGCGAACAUACUUCUGCCAAAGUUAUUAAGUGUGUCUGUAACUGACCUAAGUUCUGUUCACUUUUGUAUGGCUUACCUUGGUUUUAGUCAUAAGGAAUUGAAUUCAUCUAUACGAGCACGGUUCAUGCAGGUACUUCCGCAGGUGAAUAAGGUAAAAGAGAUUAUAUGCCUAAUGGAUGUCUUGGGACCAAUUUCAUCUUCUUAUGUUAGACAUCAAUUAGAAGAAAAGCUUCUUGCAAAUACUGAUAAAAUAACUGCUGAGUUUAUUCAAGGUGCCUGUAAUGGACUGCGUAUUAUGAGACACAACAACGACUCUCCACUUAUACGAAAGAUUACAGAAAGGGUUAAAGAUCUUAUAUCUGAACUCACAAUAUAUGACCUAAUUCGUAUAUGUGAGUGCCUUAAAAAUGUUGACAUUUCCCCUGCUGAUGAAAUAUUUGAAAUUUUGAAGGAAAAACUUUUGGAGAUUUUAGAUAAUGCCAUUUCCACAAGUCGAGUAAAACAUGUAGCAUAUUGUUUCUCACAAUUACCCUGCACCAGCUUGGAUGUAAAAGUUUUAGAGCGACUUGAAAGCAUGUGGUCUGCGUACCAUGCUGGUGAUAUACUUCAAAUUAGGAAAAUCUUAAAGACAUUUUCUGAAAAGCCUUCUUUAAGUGGUGAGGUAAUGAGAAAUUUGAAAAGAUUAAAUGAGAAGGUUGGUAGCUACUCAUGUGAAAACAUUUUAAACAUAAAAAGCAUAAUUUAUCUGAACCAGUACAUUGAUAUGUUGGUGUCAUCAAGAGUUGACCCUGACUAUCUGGUAACUGCCAUGGAUCAGUACAGCAACUGUAUUGUCGGAUUGAGUCCAAAGAUGGCAGUUCAGAGCAUCAACCGAGUCAGUAAAACUGGGUAUCUUCAGAGGGAUGUCUUGGACAAGGCUGCUGAAGUCAUCUCUGACAACAUAGAAUGCAUUGAUUUGAAUCACAUAAUAAGCAUAUUGACACCUUACUGCAUAUUUAACUAUGUUCCUGCUUCCGUGCCAACAUUCCUUGAUUCUUGUGCAGAAAGAUUCAUGCCAUUCCUGGAUGUGGUAUCAACUGAUCAUCUCCUUCAUCUUGCCUAUUUGCUAAGUUUAAGCGGGUAUUUCCCAGAGCCCCUUAUAAGAAAAAUAUUUAGUGUUGAAUUUCUGAUGAACAUUGAUAAGCAACUCAAAGUGUCAUCAAGGAAGAAAAUCCUUAACCAGCACAGGCUGUUUUGUGUAAACAGAUCUGUGGCACUGCAGUGUCCACAUUAUGAAAUUCCAUGGUUUCAUCAGAAGCAUUGCCCAGAAUUUAUGCCUUCCUUAAUAAAUGAAAACCAAAGGCACCAUACUAUACAGGAGAUAAAAUAUUUUCUAACAGAACUUUGUGGAGGUCCAUCAUAUCUAAGAACUAAUGUUCUGACGCCAUACCAUUACAACCUACACUUUGAGUGUGUGCUUGACACAGAUGGUAGAGUGUUACCCUGUGCUGACUAUGGAAGUGUCCUGAAUCAAUGCAAGGACAUGGCAAUCGGAACAUCUCAUUCCUCUAAAUGGGGUGUUAGUGUAAAGCAAUUACCGCCAGGUGCUCAAAGGGUUGCUAUUGAAUACUUGUUCCAUAAUCAAUUUUGUUUGAAGUCACAUCAUUGUAAAGCUAGCUCCAUUGCCAAGAGAAACAAUCUAGAGAUUAUUGGCUACAAGGUUAUACAGAUUCCAUAUUACGAGUGGAACUCAAAGGAAUUGUUUGAGGCUGAGGACCGAUUGAGCUAUUUACAACAACUGCUGUUUUCCGACUGUAAACCAAUGGUAAAAGGUCAGUUGGAGACCGAGUUGGAACAUCAGCCUUAUGAAGAGGACCAGUUAGAUGGGCUGCAUUCAGAACCAACUAAGAAUGAAGUCACUGAUAACCAUGUUUUAAAGGUUCUUGGAAAUAUGGAUAAAUGGUCAUGAAAUAUGCUCCAUGUAUUUUACAAUACAGUUUUACAAUUAGUAUAUACCUAAUUUGACAAUUACAACUACAUUACAAUUUUAUUUCAUUAAAAUUUUACAAGAAGUGCUAAAUUCCAUAAAACCUGUGAUUAAAUUCCAUGGUCACUGUUUCUUUGGUUUUUUUUUUUUUAGAGGGUUACUAAUUGAGUACUGGGUCACUAUUAGUAAGGAUGCAUUGGGAAAUGAUAACCAAGAAACAGGUGGCUGGAUGAUUUAAAUAUCCUUUAAGCUCCAAAUGUCACAUAAGAUCUUUAACUUCAUGGGUACCAUAAGUUUUGAUCGGUAGUGUCUAGGGUGUCAUAACAUCAUAUAGUUGUUUGUGAUUGCGAAAACCUUUCCUCGUUGUCUGAAUACUAGGACCUAGUUUGGUUUGAAUCUACGUUGUACCAAAGAGUAUUGAACUACAAGAAGUCUGACUCUCAUGGUUUCGUUGGAAUGUAAUCUUAUUUCAAAAAGUACUGCCACGAAGGAGCGUGUCCUUAAAAGACAAUUUUCAAGCGAACUCUAUUCAAAUUUUAAUAGUAGUAGUGGUAGUACUUCUUUUUAAAGUUUCAUUUAUUUAUUCACCAAGAAACAUGGUAAGGGACAGCUAAAGAAACAAGUCUAUGACCCGGAGGCCAGCUGUCCCAUUGCAUGCAUACAAAAUCAGGGUAGUCGGACCUCUUGCAAUUCUUUACUCUUGAAGGAUAUUCAAGGGUAAGUGAAACCAUCUAUCAUACUGAUGUGUUAAGCUAAAGAAUUGUUUAGAUUAUUGUGUACAUUACAAAGUUUUAUAACCAGGCCCGCAGGCAGGAUUUUUUCAAUGGGGAGGUGCGUUUUGCGUGCGAAGCGAACCUUAGGCUGGAGGAGUCUACAGAUAACAAUUCAUUGUUCAUAAUUGUCGUGGGUCAUGGACGUCAAGAAAUAAAACUUUGACUGUGUUUUAAACGUUCAUUCAGAAAGUCAAAUAUCAAAACCAAAAUAUAAACAAAAAUUAAAACCCUGCAAUAAUAACAAUAAUAGCAAUGCUCUGAUUUCGUUGGUAACGUGUCAGUCGUGUAGCAUUCAGUACAUAUUCUCCACGCCAACAACCAGUAAUCAGUUUCAGAAAUUAUUCGAUUUGGACUUUCUUGUCCCUACCGUUCAAUAUUCCAGUGCAUCUUACCUCGAUCAAAGCAGGUGAUCAACUCCUUCCCUUUAUUCAGCUAUUAGCCUAAUCACAAAGAUGCUAUAACAAUAAACACGUCCGCAAGGGGUGAAAUAACAGAGGAAUGAAUCCUUACACGAAGUAAAGUAGUGCACAAUAUAAACACAUACAAAAAUUUAGUAAAUUCCAACUUUCCCACAUGAAUGCCUUUCAACCUUGUAAGCGAAGGCUGUCCUACUUAAAGUGUGGACAAAUGGUGUAAAUUAGUGUGAAGACCAAUACAGAAUUAUUAAUUGUUGUAACUUGAGAUCCAAUAUCCCUUUUCAGAUGUCCCUUGGCGUUUCCCUGCUGGUGAAGGUGACUUAUUAGUUUUCCAUUUACUAACGUCUCAUUUGCUUCUUUUGCACAACUGAGCCGCAUGUGACCAUAUUCACCACAGUUGUAACAAAACCUCAGAAGAUCUGAGCUUUGCAUGGUAUGCCCCUUUCUUUAUUUGGAGGUGGCUGACUUUUCUUUGUUGAUUUAUGUGAGCGUUAUCUAAUGUAGAAUGUUUUAACAUCUUUUCAAUUUUGCUCAUUUGUUCUGCUAGAUCAUUGUUGCUGACAGUAUAUCCUGCUGCAACUGAAUUUUGGCUUUGACCCUUAGCUUUUUGUUGUUUAUUUAACGUUUCUUCCUCCCAUCAUCUGACUUUAUCUAGUAGAGUCAGGUAGGUUGGUGGCGUUUAUUGAAGUUCUCUCAAACGGAGGACGACCAGCAGCAGUGGCUCAUAGAUAAUUCCUUGAAUAAACUGUUAUAGUAUUACAGUAUUCAUCCUAUCUUCAGGAAUACCACUCUUCUGCAAAAAAUGUCUCAGGGCUCCCUGUAGACGAGUUAGGUAGUGAGAAGGUGUCUCCUGUACUUUUUGUUCAAUGGCAAAGAAUUGAUGGAAUAAUUUUUCGCCUGUGAGUGUAGACCUAUACUUUACCUCACAGACAUGGAGAUACUCUUUUGCUGUAGCUGAUGAAUUUUCUCUCCGAAGGUCGUCGAUCACUUCUAGGGUAGGAGAGCGCAGUGCCUCCCGUAGUCUUCGCUUUUUGGGCUUGCGACACCUCUAUUACAGCUUCUUCAAUCAGUGCUUUUGCUUGUGUUUUCCAUACAUGAUAGGGAUCCUUGUCCUUUCCGUGCUUGGUACUGCCCGAAAAUACCAUUAACUUUCUAUAAUUUAUGGAUAAACGUGCCACAUCUAGAAGCUCCUUCUGAGCUGAUGCAUGAGUUUGAUUGGAUAUAGCUGUGGAUGUAGAUGGCCCUGGUUGAAAAUUGUCUGUGAUUAGAAUAGGGUUGAAUUCAAUAAUGUUGUUACUUUCUUAGACUUCAUUGGUUUCAAGAAUUGUUAAAUCAAUUGACUUAAUGUACAGUAAAGAACAAAAGUUUUCUGCAAAUCAUCGACCUCGUUCCUUCUCUUGACUUCUUCUACUGGCAAAGCAGCACACAACUUUAUAAACAGCCUAGAAUUAGCCACUUUUGUUCUUGCUGCUGAUACCUUACUCUAUUGGUCCAAUCAGCUGCAUACUCUACAAAUUUUUACAUCUUCGCUCUCACUAAAACUAUUGAUAAAACUCUUAAAUAAGAAUGUAAAAGAAAGAACUGUUUAAUUAAUUAUACAAAGCGAGCUUCCCGGAUGACCCUCAAUUUGUAACCUGAGUUUCCUUGAAAACCAAAUAUUCCAGGACAAUUACAAAUAAAUAAUAAUCCAGGAAAAUGCCUAUAUAAUAAGUAUGUAUUUUAAUUACAGAAAAGAUGAAUUUGUGA